AUGGUUAAACUGGAUGGUCAACAAAUUAGCGACGCGAUCGAAACCCGCAUUAAGUAUUCAGAAAGUUCCGUGAAUAAGCAACCUCUAAAAACCGAUCCCAAUGACGUAGGGGGUUGCUUAUUCACGGGACCUUACGGUACUUCAAUUGCCUCUAUGG
Ambispora gerdemannii is the source of this 157-nucleotide messenger RNA. The record is from the annotation of a GenBank genome assembly. NCBI's taxonomy places the organism in Eukaryota, Fungi, Glomeromycota, Glomeromycetes, Archaeosporales, Ambisporaceae.